ACGAACACACAGAAUAGAACAGAACCACAGAACCUCGGUCUUCGAUAGGUUGCCUCUUGCCUAUCAGCCUAUUAUUAUAUACAUUUAUAAAAUAAAAUGCCUAUACGAAUUACGAACUAAAAUUUUUAUUCAAAUUUCAUAAUAUACUGCAGAGUGGAACGUUUAAAUUUUAAAUUGUUUAAUAUUUAUUAACUAUCUGUGAACUUACAAAGUAUUAAUAUUGACUUCAGUAUAGUGAACUUUCAACAUUGUUGUCAGUGCAAUUGCCAAUUAAAUCAAAUGCAAAACACUGCACCAGUUCACUGAAUAUUGAUCAAAUCGAAUACGUUUUUGCACUCGGUGCGCAAUGAGUGCAAAAAGUUAGUCAAAUCGAAAACGCUAUUAAGUAUUUAUAAAUAUGAAAGGUUAUAAGAUCACUAAUUGUGCACAAGAUAUGAGAUUUGGUAUUGUCGGCAAUUCAUUAAAGGAUGUUUUUACUAAAGGAUGUCAGAAAUUAAAGUUAGACCAUAUAAAUGCGACUAUGAUGACUGUUGAUGGUACAGUGAUUGAUGAUGAAGACUAUUUUCAACAAUUACCAGCGCAGACUCUAUUUAUAUUUCGGUUAAAUGGGGAAACAUUUGAAACAGGGGCUGAUUUAAUAUAUAAUGUGCUUGCCGCUGUUAAUAAUAAUACAUUAAAAACUUCAAUCAAAAUAAAAUCAUUUAUGGAUGAAAACAUUAAAGAAAAAAUAAGAAUAUUAUCUUCAGUUCUGGAUGUAGAUGAUGAAAGUAAAAAAAAAAAAAUUAGCAGUCUAAGAUUAAGAGACCCAGAUUGGUUUCAAGGUUUGGAAACUAGGGCAAGAACAAAAGAAGAAUUCAUGUUCAAACGCUGCCAAGAACGAAUUCGAAGUUAUAUGUACAAAACAAAAUCGGAUAUGAUAAAGUCAGAUUUUUACAUAAAACAAACAAAGUGCAGGAAGUACUUAGAUGAAGUAUUUAAACAAUUCAGUGAACUUUUAACAAAAAACAAACAUCAUGGAUAUUAUUUUGAUAGAUCAAAUACAAAUGGUUUGUGUGACGAGAUUGGAACUUUUAAAUGCGAGGGAGCAUGGAAUCAAUCUGUUUGUUCUUAUGAACGCGGAACUGGUCACAAAAUCAACCCAUACCAAAGCAGGGAGAGUAGAAUUAUAUUUUCUACUUGGAAUUUAGACCAUUGGGUGGAGAGAUCUCGAACUAUAAUACCAGCACUGUUUGAAGCCAGUAAAAUGGCAUCUGAGGUUCACCGUUCAAUAAAUAUGAACUAUUUCUAUGAAUUGCUCUUCACAACAGUUAAUCUUAAACUCGUACAUAUUGUAUGUCAUGACAAAGGUCAACAUAUCAGUGCUAAAUGUGAUCCAAACUUGUAUUUACAAUAUAAAAAGGUGAUUCAUAGCUUCUCGUAUGCUGAUAACUGUUUAGAAAACGAUUUCAAUAAUUGAUCAAAUCAAAAAUCUAUAAUAAUUAAUAAUUAUGUAUUGACAUACUUAUUAUGGAAUAAUGGGUUUUCGCAGACAUCUAAGAUGAAAAUUAAAUCUGGUUUUUUGAAACCUUUUCAGGAGGUUGUUAUAAUUAAUUUUGUAAUUUUUCAUCCUAAGAUAAUAUUGUUUUUCUAAAAUAUAAUUUGUAAUAAAUGACUGAUUAGUAAUAUUCCCGUUUUUGUAUUUCUAUAAUAUUAUCUUCUACUAUCUUCAGCUUCAAUAUAAUAUAAUGCAAAUAUUCUUGUUAUCUUAUUCAACACUACAAUAUUAUUUUUCUGCACACUCAACAAUGAUAUUCCACUAAAGUUAGAAUGCCAAAUAGUAGAUUUUUUAGUGGCCAUACAUUUGAAAGUUGUUUAUUUGUCAUUAUGAUUCUAAAAAAAUAUCAUUAAUAAUAAUAUCUCAUGUAAUUUUACUUUGUUAACUUCAUUCAUUUAAUUCAUUUAUGUUAUCUGUAUUUUAAAAUUUUGUAACGACCAUGUUAGAACAGUUACAUUGUGUCAUAUAGGCAACCCGAUUGACAGGCAGUUCGUUUUAAUAAAGUUGAUUCUCUCUAUUUGCUUGAUGCAGUCAUAGUUGACAUUGUUUCGGUGAUCAGUUGAUAGUUAAGUAAUAUUCUCAUUUGCUCAAU
Acyrthosiphon pisum (pea aphid) is the source of this 2126-nucleotide messenger RNA. It is a transcript of the gene Drep4, whose product is annotated as DNA fragmentation factor-related protein 4. The record is from RefSeq and is a predicted model, not a curated record. Gene Ontology annotation, biological process: apoptotic DNA fragmentation; apoptotic process. The transcript is spliced from 7 exons. Lineage: Eukaryota; Metazoa; Arthropoda; Insecta; Hemiptera; Aphididae. Gene Ontology annotation, molecular function: DNA endonuclease activity. Gene Ontology annotation, cellular component: cytoplasm; nucleus. The coding region runs from base 398 to 1456 and encodes 352 amino acids.